This is a messenger RNA of Aspergillus homomorphus CBS 101889, 6018 nucleotides long. RefSeq lists its product as uncharacterized. Lineage: Eukaryota; Fungi; Ascomycota; Eurotiomycetes; Eurotiales; Aspergillaceae. The record is from RefSeq and is a predicted model, not a curated record. Gene Ontology annotation, molecular function: acyltransferase activity. Bases 1 to 6018 code for a protein of 2005 amino acids. The transcript has 7 exons.
AUGUCCCCCACCGUCGACAUCGGCGCCUGGCUCUCCCCCGAUGCCUCGUCCGCCGCCCGCCAGCACGUCGUCGACGCCAUGCGCGACGCCUACACCACCUACGGCUUCUUCAACCUCGUCGGCCACGGCGUCUCCCCAGCCCAGCGCGAGCAGUCCCUCAACUGCGCCAAGCUAUUCUUCACCCUGUCCGAGGACGAGAAGAUGAAGGUGUGGAUCGGCAAGUCGCACGGCCGCUCGUUCCGGGGCUACGAGCCACCAGGCAUCCAGCCACAUCAGGAGGGACUGUUGCCAGAUACCAAAGAAUGCUUCAUCAUCGGCCACGAAGUGUCCCUCUCCGACCCAGAAAGCGGCACCUUCUCGACAGGCCCGAACCUGUGGCCCGCCGCCCUGCCAGACGAGCACUUCCGCACGCCAAUCAUGCAAUACCAAGCCACGAUGGUGGUCCUCGUGCAGACGCUGCUCAAGAUCCUCGCGCGCGGGUUACCUCGCGAAUGGAACUGUGGACCCGAUGUGCUGGACGCGCUGGCGCAGAACCGCCCCUCGAUCCAAUGCGCUUGCUGCAUUACGCGCCGCAGGCUGUCAGAGAUGAGCGGCAGUUUGGCGGUAACCUUUUCCCUCUCGCUUUCCCCACUCCCCUUCCAUGACUUUCCCUUGGCCGGGUACGGGAGUAUGCUAACAGAAACAGUGGGCGACCACACGGACGUCGGCUGCCUCACGAUCCUGCUGCAGGAGCUGGGCACCGCCAGCCUGGAGGGAAAUCCCAGCACAAGGAAGUUCCCAAGGAGCGCUUCGGUUUUGAAACCGUCUUUCGCGACGCCGAUCCCAAGCGCAAAUGGUAUGGCAACUUCAUCAACGGUCAUGACGAGUUUGACCACAAGUUCUUUCAAGAAAAGCCCGAGGGAAAGCGCCACGAUGGACCCUCAGCAGCGCCACUUGCUGCAGAUUGCCUACCAAGCCGUGGAACAGUCUGGCUACUUCCAUAAUCCGAGCCCUGACAAUCGAGUCGGUUGCUACAUGGGCGUCCACGCCUGCGACUAUGAAGCCAACAUCGCCUGUCAUGCUCCAAAUGCGUUCUCCGCCACCGGCAACCUGCAGGGAUUCAUUGCCGGCAUGGUCAGCCAUUUCUUCGGCUGGACAGGCCCUUGUCUAACAAUUGACACGGCAUGCUCCUCUGCCGUUGCGGUUCAUCAAGCUUGCAAGGCAAUUGUCAACGAUGAAUGCGGCGCAGCUCUUGCAGGUGAAUCUUGCAGGGCCUCGUUUUUGAGCACCACCGAACAAUGCAAGCCCUUCGUUAUCAAAGCGGAUGGGUACUGCAGGGGAGAAGGCAUUGCAACUGUCUUCUUAAAGAAGAUAUCCGCAGCACUUGCUGAUGGGAAUCAGAUUAUGGGUGUAAUUCCGGCGACGGCUCUCCAGCAAAAUCAGGACUGUACUCCGAUCUUCGUCCCAAACGUGCCCUCUCUAUCAGAUCUGUUUCAAGUGGUGACCAAGCGAUCGCGUCUCACACCAACUGAUAUCUCAGUUGUCGAGGCGCACGGCACCGGAACUGCAGUGGGGGAUUUUGCAGAGUAUGAUAGUGUUCGUGCCGUUCUAGGAGGAUCUGUCCGUACAAAGCCGGUGAUGCUCAGCUCUGUAAAGGGCUUAGUCGGCCAUGUCGAGUGUACCUCUGGCAUCAUCUCCGUUAUCAAGGUGCUAUUGAUGCUUCAGAAGGGCAUGAUCCCUCCUCAGGCUAGCUUCACCACUAUCAACCCGGCCAUCAAAGCCACGUCGAGGGACAACAUUACUAUCCCAACCAACCUGCAGCAGUGGGAUGCCAGUUUCAAGGCUGCUCUCAUCAAUAACUACGGAGCAUCCGGUUCGAACGCCCCCAUCGUCAUUACGCAAGCCCCAACACAGGCGAUGAGCGUCCCUGAAACCACUGUGGAUUUCACUAUGAAGUACCCGUUCCGACUCACCGGUUUUGAUGGCCAAAGCCUACGCCACUACUCCAAAGCCCCUCACAAGUAUUUGAAGUGUGAUCGUUCCGUGCGGCCAGCGUUGGCUGAUGUUGUUUUCAAUGCAAACCGUCAGAGCAACUGGCAGCUGAACCGGACGCUGAUGUUUAGCGUGAAGUCAGUCAACGAACUGAACGAGAGGCUUCAGGCAUUUGAAAAUGGCGACUCUAGCCUCGCGUCUGUUUCUCUCCCUGAGGCUCGUCCCGUGGUGCUCUGUUUUGGUGGGCAGGUGUCUAAGUUCAUUGGGCUUGAUCGGCGGGUGUACGAACAUGUAGCAGGGUUGCGAAAGCAUCUCAACACCGUCGAUGCCGUGGUUCGAUCUGUUGGAGGUGGUAGCAUCUUCUCAGACAUUUUCACCCGUGUUCCAAUCGAUGACCCUGUCAAAUUGCAGGUGAUGCUGUUUUCCAUGCAGUAUGCCUCAGCACACAGCUGGAUAGAGUUUGGGGUCCAGCCAGCCACGGUCGUGGGCCAUAGCAUUGGUGAGCUCACGGCACUGUGUGUGGCCGGUGUCUUAUCGCUCGAAGACUCCAUGCGUAUGAUCGUGGCUUGUGCUACCAUUAUCAGAGAUUUCUGGGGUCCGGAUAAAGGUGCUAUGUUUGCCGUCGAGGCCGAGCUUCACGAAGUGAAAGCGCUGCUUGCUGAACCCAAGAACCGCUGCGUCGGUGUCGAGCCUGCCACAAUUGCUUGCCACAACGGACCACGGAGCUUUACUCUUGCUGGUUCAACCCGGGCAGUGGAUGCAGUCACUGAGACUCUUUCCUCAUCGGCCUUUUCGUCCAUAAGAAACAAGAUGCUGAACGUGACAAACUCCUUUCAUUGUUCCCUACUCGACCCUCUAUUAGAGCGCCUUGAACAAAGCGUUCAAGGACUCGAGUUCAAAGAGCCUGUGAUACCCCUCGAAAGGGCCACAGAGUCACCUAUCAAGGAAGAGCCCACAGCUCAAUUCGUUGCUCAACACAUCCGCUCACUCAAAUAUCCCUCCUGCGUCUUUUUAGAAGCUGGAUCCAACUCGACCAUUACCAACAUGGCUGGUCGAGCCCUUGGCAAUCCUGAGCGAUCACACUUUCAGGCUGUCAACAUCACCUAUGACAGCGGCUGGAACAUUCUGGUUGACGCUACAGUGAGCCUGUGGAAGGCAGGCUUGAGUGUGCAAUUCGGGAAUCACCAGUCAAGCCAGACAAAGGAGCACGCCGUUCUCCUACUGCCACCAUAUCAGUUUGAGCAUUCAAGGCAUUGGAUCGAACUUAAGACGCCUCCCAAAGCGGCCUCGGAGGAGAGCCCAAAGACCGAGAUCCAGGAGAAAACCCCUUCGGAGAACCUUUUAACUUUUGUGGGGUACCAAGACAAUCUCCGACGGCAAGCAAAAUUUCGCAUCAACACGAUGACUGUCAAGUAUGAUAAACUCAUUCGUGGACACAGCAUUGCCCAGACCGCGCCAAUCUGCCCGGCGACUGUUCAGCUGGAUCUGGUCAUUGAGGCCGUGCGCAGCAUCAAACCUAAUUUUGCUACAGCCAAGCAAGAGCCUAGACUGUAUAAUGUCGAGAACGCCUCGCCAGUCUGCAUCAACCCGGGGCGGGUAGUGUGGAUUGAAGCAGUUACGGAUGACAGCACAGUAGCGACUUCCUGGGAUUUUCAAUUUGUCGAUGAUUUUGCACUGGAGCUUGAAUUCUCGCGGUUGGAAAGACAUUUCAGCCAUGAGCGGUGUCUUGACAUUAUGCACAGUAACGAUCCGGACGAAGUCAUGCAAAGCCGAAAUAUCUACAAGAUCUUCGCCGAGAUUGUAGACUACGGGGAAGACUAUCGUGGCCUGCAAAAGCUCGUGAGCAAAGGAACUCAGUCUGCGGGCCUAGUAGCCAUGAAAAACAAUCCAGAGUCAUGGCUCGACGGGCAUCUGGCCGACAGCUUCUGUCAGGUUGGAGGUAUAUACGUCAACUGCAUGGUCGACCGCUCUUCGUCCGGCAAGGCGUUUCUGACAGAUGUCUUCGUUUUUGAUCCGACGAAUGGGUCUUUGAUCGAAGCUGUUCUGGGUAUCAGUUAUGUCAAGGUUCCGAAAGCCUCGAUAAGCCGGCUACUCUCACGGCUUACCGUGGGAGAGUCUCAACAGGUUGCAGACGUUUCUUCUGACACUAUUCGUGCUGAUGUAGAUGCACCUAUGAGUUCUGUCCCGUUCCCUGCUCAGGCACUGCCACAAAGAACUGUUGCCCCACCAAGAGCCGAAGUGCAGGCGCCAAGCAGGGUAGAUAUAGCACCCAAGGUCAAAGCUAUUCUUACUGAGCUCUCUGGUCUCGAAAUGGAGCAGAUCCAGAAUGACAGUAAUCUCGCCGACCUAGGGAUCGAUUCUUUGAUGGGGAUGGAGCUGGCACAUGAGAUUGAGGCUGCCUUCCAGAUCACAAUCUCUGAAAGUGAGCUCAUGGACGUCAUCGACAUACCAAGCUUGAUGAAGUGCGUGCAAGCUGCGGUUGGCGGUGUUGCCGCCACUGCAACCGAAAGCAGUGAACAGAGCACGUCCGAGAGCGAAGAAAGUGAUACGAAGCUUAGCGGCUACACGACGCCCAGUACCGCUUCUGAAUCUGCAGAGCCCGAGAAGUCUGUCAGAAGUGCCGGACUGAACCUUCCUUUUGCGUAUGUGAUAGAGGCUUUCAACGAGGUGAAGAGCAUGACUGACGAUCAAAUAGUCGGAUGUAAAAAAGCCAAAUAUUUUGAGACGGUCCUGCCUCUUCAGGAUCAGAUGUGCGUCGCGCUUGUCCUCGAGGCUUUCGACCAGUUGGGACACCACAAUCGGGAUGCCGACCCCGGUGCCAGAUUUUCCCGCAUCUCACCUCCCAAAGAACAUACCAGAUUGGUCAACUAUCUGUAUAGAAUGCUCGACGAAGGUGCCGGGCUUGUAAAUAUUGAUAACGAUAUCAUCACUCGCACGGCUGUUCCUCCCCCUCGUCCAAGCAGCGAUGUUCUUGAAGACCUUCUGGCUCGCUUUCCAGAACAGACAAAGGGGCGUGAUCUCGUCUCCAAAAUGUAUGCCGAGUGGCCGCUGAACAGGAUGUUCUACCGGCAGAUGGAGGACUUCAUCAGCAAGCUUGUUUCCAAAAUCGACACGACUCAAGGUUCCAUCGAGGUUCUGGAGAUGGGCGCCGGCACAGGAGAAACGACUAGUUGGCUUGUCCCUUUGCUCGCGGUGCUGAAUAUCCCGGUCGAGUACACUUUUACAGAUCUCGCUCCAUCCUUUGUUGCUGCCGCUCGCAAGAGUUUUGGCAAGCAAUACCCAUUCAUGAAAGUCAGGACUCACAACAUCGAGAAGGCCCCCACCAAUCACCUGUUUGGCACACAGCAUAUGAUCAUCGCCAGUAACGCUGUGCAUGCCACGCACAGCCUUAAGGUGUCUGUGGGUAACAUACGCAAGGCCUUACGGCCUGAUGGUCUUCUUCUGAUGCUGGAAAUGACGCGAACGAUGUACUGGGUCGACAUUACCUUCGGGUUGUUCGAGGGCUGGUGGUAUUUCGGUGACGGACGCACACACGCUGUGACGCACGAAUCGCAGUGGGAAGAGGAGCUGCACUCAGCUGGGUAUGAGCACGUCGACUGGACCGACGGGUCGCGGCCAGAAAACAGGUUGGGAAAGCUGAUUGUUGCUUUUGCUUCAGGUGGGAGGUAUGAGCGACGUCCACUAAAUCCGGUUAAUAUCAAGAGCCUAUCGACUAACUGUGCGGCACGACAAGCAGUUGUUGACAGAUACGUGAGCGAGAUGACGGCGGGAUGGGAGGCCCCUUCAGCGAGAGGCAGUCGCCCGAAGAAGGCUAGCAAGCGUGUUGUUCAUACAGGGGCAACAGGAAGCCUGGGAUGCCACCUCCUCGAGAAGCUUGUCUCUGAUCCCGACGUGAAAAGCGUCAUCUGUUUAAAUCGACGAAACCGGCUCGACGUUGCUGAGCGACAGCGUCAGUGUCUCGCUCAGAAAGGCAUUUGGCUCCCCGUCAAUGCAAUCGACAAACUCACCGUUCUUGAAGCCGACCUCAAGUUCCAGAAGAGGAGAUGA